CUCGAGUUGUCGGGACAUUAUCGAACGAAACGUAAUAAACCUUCAAAGUCGUUCUCUAGUGUAGAAGUAUUUCUUUCAAAUUUAAUAACAAUCUUUUCUUGCUAAGAGUUAAGUUAAAGUAAUAGGUAUCUUAAUUUACCAGAUAUUGCUAAGCCAGUUUUUGUUAUAUAUAUUAACUUAGUAAGUUAAUAAUAUAAGGUUCAUUGAUAGAAAGUGUUUUCUUCAACUUUGUUCAAAUAAUUGGUAGGAUGGCGUGGAUGACGGUAAAUGAAGUUUUCCAUGAUGAGAUCACCAGGUUGAACAGCAACCUGAUGCCUCCUGGAUUCCGCGGAGAUGCCCAAACCAUUAGAAUAAUGCAAGAGGGCCUGGUAAAGUGGAUCGACACACUCGGUGAAAUGUCAUCUAUUGCUCAGGGCCUCAACAAAACAAUCACGUCAGCCGACAAACUUCAAAUGUCUCCAACGCACACACUGUACCUGCUCAAAGAUGCAAAUGAUGACGACGGGGCCGGGUCGGUGAUCGGCAUGUUGAAAGUGGGUCACAAGAAGCUGUUCCUGUACGACCGGAGCGCGCACGUGCUGGAGACCGAGCCUCUGUGCGUGCUCGACUUCUUCGUGCUGGGGCAGCGGCAGCGCCACGGCCACGGCAAGCGCCUCUUCGACCACAUGUUGCAAGAUCAGGGGGUCUCGGUGAAGCAGCUGGCCAUCGAUGGCCCCUCAGAAAACAUGUGCAAGUUUCUCCGCAAGAACUACGGAGUAGAAGAGCUGGUGCGCCAGUCUAACAACUUUGCCGUGGCCCCGGAGUUCUUCCAACAGGACUCUGACGAGAUCAGGGACACGGGCCGCAGCACCCCGGCGCUGGUGCAGGGCGCCGUGGGCCGACACUCCGCCAUGAAGCCGAAGUCCUCUAUCGGGAUGGUAAUACACGGCAGUGAACAAAACAUGUCUGCCUACGGAGCCGCCGGACCACACGUAUACCCGGAUGCUGGUCCGGAGCCAGAGGAGCAGUGGGCGGACGAGGCGGCGGAGACGGAGGUGGACGCGCCCCCCCCGCGCCCCUCGUCGCUGGUCAUCGAGGCCCCGCCACCGGCCCCCGCCCCCGCGCCCUCCCCCGGCGCCGGGGCGGCCGCCCCCCGCCGAGACUCGCAGGUCACCGACCAGGGGUACUUCGACGUCAAGUUCUACCACAACAAGCUGUGGUAGACCUCCCGUCACCCGGCCCCGAUAAAUACGAGAACGCUCAUAUUUGCUUCUUCGCUGGACUGUUACGAUCCUCAUAUCUUCUUGUGUCUUCCAUCGGACUCGACUCUCCUAAUGUUUUUCCAACAGACACAUAACUCCGUCAAUAGUAUAAUUAUGAUAUGACUACGUAUAACAAUAUCUUUAUACUGUUAGCUACACUACACUACACACGUUUAACUAAAUUGCACGUUUUAAAAUCCGUCACUUAAAAUUACCUGUUGGCUUUUUCACAGUCGAAAAUCUUACACGACUCAUCUUGAUAAUGCUCUUGUUUGCUUAAAAGUCACGCGAUAAAAUUCAUCUUUGAUCACUCGACUCACUAAAACUUACUAAUGGUAUAUCUUAAAUUGGAAGUACCUAUCUACUUAUGAAAAAAAAACUUACACAGCAUUUCGUACUUCAUCUUUCAUAUCAUCCAAAAAAAAUUAUAAAAAAAAACAAAAAAAUUUUUGAAGUCAGCACGGUAGUUGUGCUGCAGCUUCACGGUAGCCUUCAACGCCUUCAUUAAUUAAGAAGUAGUUCGUUGUAUCGCCCCCCCAAAAAAAUAAUAAAAAAUACCAAAAAAAUAUUAUUAUUUGAAGUCAGUACCGUAUGUGCUGCACCUUCACGAAGCCCGAAGCCCGCAUAGCCUUGAUGCAAGUAGUUCGUAACAUCCCCCCCCCCCGAAAAAAAAUAAAAAAAUACCAAAAAAAUAUUUUAUUUUGAAGUCAGCAUGAUAGUUGUGCUGCACCUUCACCACCGCCCUCAUUGCCUUGAUAAGUAAGUAAGUAAGUAGUUGUAUUCCUGCGCCCGUCGCCCCUCGCCCUCCGUGCCUCGCUUCAAGCGCGAUCCUCGGGCCGCGAGCUGCCUGCCUUCACGACGCCGCUUCCAGACCCCGAUGUCCUGCCGUCCCACUGUGACCAGCACAUCGGAGUCUUUACAACGGCGCUCUGAAACAAAAAAAAAACAAACACCUAGAGGCACCGCCUGACUUGCCUCGCCCGCGCAUGGCGCUUGAAGCACCACUAGAGGCCCUUUUUGGCUAUUUCAAUUUUUAUCCUUCCCUUCCCUUUAACUUUUUCUUUCCUUUUUUUCCUUAACUUCCCUUCCCUAUCCACCCCCUGUCCCCCCUUACUGCAGACAUCCCCCUCACAUUUCUCUAAUUUUUGUCGUUUCUCACAAUCUGCAGUUCCACACCCAAUGGUCCCCUCGCACUACCUAUUUAAAUAUAAUUAUAUUCAAAGCACGUACGACAUCUAUUUCAACACCUUAAAUUUGGCACUGGACUUGCUCGUUUAUAAAAAAUAUCUAAAUUCUGACUUUUUUGACGUCGCCAUAAAAUAUAACGGUCCAAGUGCACUAUGAACUCUUCGAUUCUAUGCUAAGUGUUACUUAGAGCUAUGAAUCUGUUGCACCCUUGCCGAGACACUGAACUAAAGAUUGACUUGUUAACGCGUUGCCUGUCACCGGGGGUAGAGGCGGGAGGGAUCAUCCGGGAUGACAAAGUUCCAACUGACCGAACCGACGCGCAAUGUUUGAUAGCCCGAGCGACAAACGGACUUGUAUAAUUUGACAUCCGUGUAAGUGAUAACAAAAAAUAUUCCUUACGCAAACUUUUUCGUAUCGGACUGUCUCACAUUGUUCAUUGAACCGAAGGUGUGUAGCUUCAGACGGCUGCGCUACCACCGGUGACAGUAGGGGCGUUAUUAUUUCAUUUUCAAUAGACAAAACUACCGGGUUAAAUUGGUAAAAUUCUAAAAUAGACCGAGUAUUUACGUAUUCUGAUAUCUAAAACACAGGCUGCAUUAUAGAUUCACUUGGACCAGCAUAUUUGAUAUAACUAAUAUUGUGAUAAAUACCAGUCUUGCAUUUAUGACGCGUUGAACUCAUUGACAUCUUUUAACCGCCGAAGGGUUAAAUAGAGUUUCAGCGGCCGACCCUGGGUCGGGCCACCACCCCGCUGAUGCGCUCGGAACUUCAACACACCACACCCUGACUAAGACAUCUUUCUGACUCUGACAUAGGAUAAGAGAGCAGCUAAAAAUCCGCCUAGUAUUUAAGCAAAGUCUAAUUCGGUAUAAGUAUAGGCUAAGGCUAGUAUGUAAAUCCUACGUGCAUUUCUUUCUCCGCAAUACCCUUAUCUUAAUAACUGUAAUCGGUGUCUGGAUGUUAAAUGUUUAAAUGUUCUUUUGUGUCGUAAAGGUUAUUUAAAUGUGACCCGGUGAUGAUUGUCUGGCGCCGUAGCGCCGUGUUUCACUGCCACAAUCAUCACCAUCAUCAUCAACAAUAGAUACCUCACCACUGGCCGUGGGCUUGUCGCGGCCACUGGCUCUACCGUCAAGAUGUGUACGUUAGGCUAAGAAUGUAACGUAGGCUUAGGUAAGGACAUGUGUUAUAACCUGAAAUAGAAUAAUGUCUACAGAUACUGCGCAUAGUUGUAAGGCACCGUCAGCACCAUACCUGUUUUUAACCAAAUACUAACUUUAUGAUUUGUUGAAUUAAUUGUAAUAUGUUAUUAUUACGGUUGUUUGUGUUCUUGUAUCGUUUGCCACUCGACUAAGUGGAUUAUUGUUGUUUUAAAAACGUAUUAUCGAUUUACGUUGAAAAAAAAACAGUGAUUAAUAUAAUUUAGAUUUCAUUAAAAGAUAAUAUAUCAAUUAUAGUAUAAUUUGAUAUGAUUUAAAAAAAAAAUGUAUAAUUUUGAUAUACUUAAUUUAAAAAAAAAGUAUAAUGUAUAUUUAAAUUUUUUUAAAGUAUUCAAAUUAAUUGAAAAAAAAAGUUAUCAAAGUUAAUUCAAAAAUUUAUUAACCUUUGUUUAAUUAUGAUAUCAAUUAAAAAAAAAUGUUAUGAUUACUUUUCAAAAGGUUAUCAAUAUAUUUGAAAAAAAAAAGUUAUCAACUAUGGUAUAAUUGAAAAAAAAAGUUAUAUUUUGUAUAAUUUGGAGUUUUAUGAUGUACGGUCUUUGAAAUAAUAUCUAAUAUUGUCAACUAAUUAAAUUAUAAUUUGAGCUAAAUUUGCACCUAGAGUAAUAAAAUUUAUGAAAUAGUCUUAAGCGAUAUAGAUAUAGAACGCAGUCACUUUGGGGCCGUCCCCAAUAAUCGGUCUUGAUCGAAAACUUAUCUUUGAAUCCUUGUUCAAUGGACAUGUCAGAAGACAAACGAGAAUUUUGGAUGAGGACCGAUUACUGGGGACGGCCGGGGAAAGAGGCGCUCCAUAUGUUGAUACCAAUUGAAACAGAUUGAGACUCGUGUGUGAGCUCAAGGCAACCACUAGCCGCGGGCCCUUUCCCCCAGGACUGCAUAGCACGUAACUAAAGCGUCGGCCGCUGGCUUCGGUCGCAGCCGACGCUGUCUAAGCAAUUCGGAUACGAAUGUUUAUUCCUAGAACAUAAGUUAACCACGUUUUGUUUGCGUCACACGCCAAAUUAUCUUUCAGUUUCGCGUUCCAAUAAACCCCUAUGUUAGUUAGGUAUUACCGAGGGUGACCGUGGCCGGGCGGAGGCGAGCCGGCGCAGCGCCGCGGCCCCAGGUGCCUCCAUCCGCCGCGUGGCCUCGCCACCCGCACGGCCGGCCCGCCUCCGCCUCGACACAACUGCCCUCCCUGCCGAAAAAGUCUAAAUUAGAAUAGGUUGGAUCUCAAUGGGUUUAAUAAGACUAAACUACUCGAGUUUACUCGUUUUAAACCCGCUCUUGUUAGUUGGUAUUAUACGUAGGGUACGUCUAGCAUAGUAUUACGUAGGACGAUUUACCAUCAGCGUUGCAUCACGCUCGUCCUUUUGAACAUCUAGAUGCAGUAGCAGCCUGGUGGAGACGGGUCGCGCGGCGCACGGAGUACAUCCAGUAUGCGGUCCUCUCUCGCAUCCUGUGAUGCGCCCCAUGCGACCGCGCGGCCCCGCGCCCCCGCGCCCCCGCGCCCCCGCCACGCCCCACCGCCCGGGCGGCCAGGCUCAUUGCUACGCCGCACGCUCAUGCCGCCUUUUAGGAUAGUCUAGGUUAGUCACCGGUGAAGGAAAACAUCGCAUCAAACCCGCGCAAUCACGAUACGGUGCCCUAUAAAUUGUUAAAAGACUAUAUCGCUGAAUAUUUAGGACGCGUUUAGGAUUCUAAGGGAAAUCAGAUGAGUUCAGAAGAAUAUGCUACUUAGGCUUAUUUAAGAUGCACUAGUUACGCGGUAUUUGAUUCCUGGGUACCCACCGGGGGGUACGGCGAAUCAAUUUACCGUGGUCUGCUGGAAUAAAGUUUAUAUAGUUUUAAGGCCCCAAAAAAAAUAUAAAAAUCAAAAAUGUAAAAAAGAAUUACUUUCAAGUCUGUUUCGUUAUGUUCGUUACGUGGAAACUAAAUGUUAAAUGUAUUGAUGUCGUGUGCUUAGCAUUAAGUUAAGUUACGGAAUGUACUACCUCAUCAACUGUCUGAAGAACUCGAACGCCGCAGCGAGUGGCAGGCGGCCGCUGACUCUUGUUGCCAGAUGUUGUCUCCGACAAUACUACACCAACAUCCACCCCACCGGCCGCUAUGCCACCCGCCGCACACUUGCCCCCGCGCCCGCCGCGGCGACGUGGGGACAGCCCCCGCGGGACCCUCGCGGUGACUGUUCCCAAGUCUGUCCACCAGAUGGAAACUGUCAAGACUCCUCCUACUAUCCUUCCUUCAUAUUCGAGUAUAAAUGUGCAACUGUUGGGCCAAGGGGCAUUCGCGGCAGAGGAUAUCGCCGCUACGACUGCGGCCGCGCAACGUCUUGUGACUAAAGCGAGUUGGUAAAAUUAGUACAUUUCUUUACCUGAUGAAAUGUACUAAUUUAAGUUUUGAGUUUAAUUUGUCUUAUUUAAAAUGGAUUAUAGACCGUCUUGUUUCAGUCACAUAACGAUCCACUGCGGCGAAUGCCCCUUGGCACAGGGUACACCCUUAGCCCUAGCAUAUACAAGUCAACCGGACUGAAAUCCGAACUACUAGACUAAGCUGACUCAUUGUUUGCGUGUGACGCCUUUACAUUAAUUUCUAUUUCGGGGUUACUUCGGCUAGCUUCGAAAUACAAAAAAAAACUAGAUUUUAAUUUGAUGCAGAGGAAAAAUAUUUUAUGACAUAACUAUAAGUAGCAAUAAAAAUGGAUGUUGUCUGUUCGUUCCCUGCAGUUUAGUUCGGGGGGGCCGAGCUUUCUUCGGUGUAUUGUGAUGUUCGUGGUCUUGUUAUGUAAUGUUCGUUCGUUGUAUUAAUGAGUUGCUACUGUUCUGAAUUUAUAUUUUGUCUAUUAAAGCUAUGUAUUCGGUGUGA
This is a messenger RNA of Plutella xylostella (diamondback moth), 6487 nucleotides long. RefSeq names its product alpha-tubulin N-acetyltransferase 1. NCBI's taxonomy places the organism in Eukaryota, Metazoa, Arthropoda, Insecta, Lepidoptera, Plutellidae. Gene Ontology annotation, molecular function: tubulin N-acetyltransferase activity. The record is from RefSeq and is a predicted model, not a curated record. Gene Ontology annotation, biological process: alpha-tubulin acetylation. Gene Ontology annotation, cellular component: microtubule.